AUGGACAUGAUGUGGACGCACUGGCGUCACUUCCCACAGUACGCACGCACGCGCGCGCGUGCGUGCGUGCGUAACCCGACGGACUUCGACAACUGGGCCAGCAUGCACCUCGUUCUCGGGGCCGACGGCGCGGCCGUCUUUCAACACGUGGCGCACACGACAUUCAUCAUCGCGGUCCGACUCCUGGACGUGCCGCCCGCCAUAUCGGGGGAGAGGUGGUGCUGCCUGCCCCUGGUGGUCGUGCCGGGGCCGAAGGAGCCCACGAUGACGCGGGGGUACCUCGCCCCGCUCUGCGCGGACUUGCGGACCCUGCAGUCGGGCAUGCCAGCGACCAGCAGCCAUCUGGGCUUCCGAGUGGCGCGCGCGGGGGCUGGGGGCGUCGCUGGACGGCGUGCGGCGCGAGGACGUGUACGACGCGCCGCUGACGCUGCGGGCGUUCCUCCACGGUCUCAUCGGCGACGGCCCGGCGCGCACUUUGAUGUGCAACGCGUGCGGAAUGAACUCCCGCCGCGGGGCGUGCCCGUUCUGCGGCAUCGUCGGGCGCCGGAGACGCCGCGGAGCGUUUCUACGGGUACGAGCAAGAGACGGCGUGGUACACCGCUUGGCGUCCAGAUGGGGCGGACCCGCCUGCGGUGA
This is a messenger RNA of Pedinophyceae sp. YPF-701, 636 nucleotides long. Lineage: Eukaryota; Viridiplantae; Chlorophyta; Pedinophyceae. The record is from the annotation of a GenBank genome assembly.